CUUCGGAAAAGCAAAGAACCUCUUCGAACUAGAAUAACUGUUACAAAAACUUCACAUCUUCGUUUCGACAGUUAAAUUUGGAGAAAAAUGAAGUGGGUAUUUCCUGGUUUUGAAGAAAAAAAAGUCUGAAUUUUAUGUAAUUUGGUUCACUGGAGCUUCGGUUUGUGCGUAAACAAGUUAAAGGAGUAAAGAACUGAAGUGGGUAUCACUGGGUUUUGUGCAAGGAGAAAAUUUUGGUUGAAAAGGCUUCGAUUUUUUGUUUGCAAUGGAAGAAGAGACGGGUAUAGACAAUGACUUGGGUGAUAAAUCUAGGGUUUUGGAUGUAAAACCGCUACGUUUUUUGGUUCCCCAAUUCUUUGAUGCAUCUAAUGGUCCGCCUUUCUUUUGUGCACCUCCUAAUGGCCCUUUUCCGUCUGGGUUUUCACCCUUUCCCCCCUUUACCGGACCACAAGGAUCCCAGUCAACACCUGGUCUUAAACAACACGAGUUCUGUUCAACUGCUGUGCCAAUUCGGUCAUUUAGAGCGGAACCAGUAGAGUCUAAUGGCCAACAUGUGCAUAAACAGAAAACGUCUGGGUUGAGUUCUAUUAAAAAGAAAGCGAAGAAGAGGAAAGUUUUUGAGUUUGCAUUCACUGCUCCUACUGAUUUCAAUCCUGGAAUUAGUUUAUCUGAGCGUGAUGACGGGAACAGGGAAUUGGUUGAAAAUGUGCUUUCGAGGUUUGAUGCACUUAGGAGAAAGCUUAGCCAAAUGGAGGAUGCGUCCGAACCGCAUUCUGGGGUUAUUAAGCGUUCAGUCUUAAAAGCUAGCAACAUAAUGAUGAGCAAAGGAGUGCGGACUAAUGCAAUAAAGAGAAUCGGGGUCGUUCCUGGUGUUGAAAUAGGGGACAUUUUCUUCUUCCGGUUGGAGUUGUGCUUAGUGGGGUUGCAUGCUCAGUCCAUGGCUGGGAUUGACCCCAUGCCGAUGAAGGGUGAUUUAGAGGGGGAGCGAGUGGCUGUGAGCAUCGUUUCCGCUGGAGGGUAUGAUGAUGAUGUCGAAGAUCCUGAUGUUUUGGUAUACACCGGUCAUGGUGGCAAUGCCAGUGGUGAUAAAGAAGCAUCUGAUCAGAAGCUUGUUAGGGGCAAUCUUGCUUUGGAAAGGAGCUUGCACCGAGCCAAUGAAGUAAGAGUCAUUCGGGGUUUUCAGGAUUCUUCCCACCAAGCGUCUAAGGUCUAUGUAUACGAUGGGAUUUACAAAGUCCAAGAGUCAUGGAUAGAGAAGGGGAAAUCGGGCUGUAAUAUUUUCAAGUAUAAACUAUUAAGGAUCCCCGGGCAAAAAGGUGCUUUUGCAACUUGGAAAAUGAUUCAGAAAUGGAAGGAAGGUUUGUCUUCAAGGGAUGGACUUAUUCUUCCUGACCUCACUUCCGGUGCGGAAAGCAUACCUGUUUCACUUGUGAAUGAGGUUGACGAUGAAAAGGGGCCCGCUCAUUUCACUUAUUUAUCUACUAUCAAAUAUCCAAAAUCAUGCAAAUUAUUGCAACCUUCUUUUGGCUGCAAUUGUUGUGAUGUGUGCCAAGCAGGAAAUUCAAACUGCACCUGCUUUAAAAAAAAUGGAGGUGAUUUACCUUACACUGCCUAUGGGAUUCUAGUGUGUCGAAAACCCAUGAUAUAUGAAUGUGGUUCCUCAUGCCUGUGCCUUCGUAACUGCAAAAAUAGAGUUGCACAGACUGGUUUUAAGGUUCACUUUGAAGUUUUUAAGACAAGAGAUAGGGGUUGGGGUCUGCGAGCAUGGGACCCUAUUCGUGCUGGUACUUUUAUUUGUGAAUAUGCAGGUGAAGUUAUUGACAACGUUGAUGCAAAGCAGGAUGGGGGAAAUGACGAAAGCAAUGAGUAUGCUUUUCAUACAAGUCGAGUGUAUGAAUCCUUCAAGUGGAAUUAUGAAGCCGAGUUAGUAGGAGAGGACAGUUCCGCCACUUCCGAAGAUUAUGAUAUUCCAUCUCCCCUAAUCAUAAGUUCGAAGAACAGUGGAAAUAUAGCUCGGUUUAUGAAUCACAGUUGCUCUCCAAAUGUUUUCUGGCAGCCAAUCAUGUAUGAACAUAACAAUGAAGUUCUCCUCCAUAUUGCUUUUUUUGCUAAGAGGCACAUCCCUCCGAUGACAGAGCUGACAUUUGAUUACGGCAUUCCGCGCUCCGAUGAGAAGGAAAGUAACGUGGAAUAUGGAAAAAAUAAAUGCUUAUGUGGAUCAGCGAAAUGCCGAGGUUAUUUUCAUUGAAGACAAUCGAAACUUUUGGCAUUUUGAACUGAGUCUCGGACCUCUGUCAUCUUUUUGUGGAAUCAAGUAACUCUGUAUUUCCAUUUUCGUGUUCACAGGCUGUUCUAGGGUUAAUCUUAUGCCGUUACGUGCAGAAUUGACAAGUUAUAGAAAGUUAGAAACCAUAUAUGGGAUGUUUUGAUUUCCGUAGGUUAACAGGAGUUACUUGAGAAAUGCCAUAAUGCUUAGUAUUUCACUUAAUUUCUUGUCUUAAAAUCACCUUUGAACAGUUGUUCUUUUACCUGUCCUUGACUCUUUGCCCAUGAAUUGGUUUUUUGAUUGUGUGGUUAAAUAUAUUUUA
This is a messenger RNA of Hibiscus syriacus, 2588 nucleotides long. RefSeq names its product histone-lysine N-methyltransferase, H3 lysine-9 specific SUVH1-like. The coding region runs from base 266 to 2248 and encodes 660 amino acids. NCBI's taxonomy places the organism in Eukaryota, Viridiplantae, Streptophyta, Magnoliopsida, Malvales, Malvaceae. Gene Ontology annotation, cellular component: nucleus. The record is from RefSeq and is a predicted model, not a curated record. The transcript has 2 exons. Gene Ontology annotation, molecular function: histone methyltransferase activity; zinc ion binding; protein binding.